AUGCCGAACCCGCUACUCGUGAUCGCCCAGCCGCUCAUCCUUCUCGCGGGGGCCGUCAUCUUCUUCCCGAUUACGGUCGUCAAGCUCGCCCUCGCCCAGGACUGGGGCGCGCUCACCUCGCUGAGGGCGUUCCAGGACGCAUGGUUCGGCAACAUGUGGAAGGUCUUCGCGCCCCGCGUCCGCGAGGCGCACGAGGGCCGCAUCGUGCCCCUCCUCCAGGGCAAGGUGCGCGCCGGCAUCAAGGUGCCCACGGCCAAGCACGCGCCCGUCAGCGGCACCGUCAUCGAGGUCGGCCCAGGCACUGGUAACUGGGUGCCCUGUUUCGCCGAGUCGGCCGCCGGCGGAAAGGUCGACCGUGUCUAUGGCGUCGAGCCCAACCCCGAUCUCCACCCCGGACUGCUCGCUUCGGUCAAGAAGGCUGGCCUCCAGGGCAAGUACGAGGUCGUCCCCGUCGGUAUCGAGGACCUCCGCAAGGCCAGCAUCCCCAAGGGCAGCAUCGACAGCAUCGUCACCCUCCUCUGUCUUUGCUCCAUUCCCGAGCCCGAGCGCAACAUCCGCGAGCUGUACGAGUACCUCCGCCCCGGCGGCCAUUGUGUGAGUUUGGUGCGAGCAAAGCGAGCGAAGGAUCCUGAAUCUCGUCUGGCCCCACAUGAUGGGCGGUUGCGACCUAUGCCGCAACACGGAGGCGAAGCUGCUCAAGGCUGGCCCAUGGAGCACUGUCGACAUUGCCAACCCCUCCGACGAGCCGUGGUACUCCCCCGUGCCCCACAUCACGGGCGUCCUGACGAAAAGGGCUUGAAGCACGGUCAGCGAGUGUCAGAGGAGAUGUAUCCAUACCCAUCAUCCGGCCAUCCGGCACUCACUGCAGGCUACGGAGGAGGGGGUAAGAAGUGA
Trichosporon asahii var. asahii CBS 2479 is the source of this 894-nucleotide messenger RNA. RefSeq lists its product as uncharacterized. The record is from RefSeq and is a predicted model, not a curated record. Bases 1 to 894 code for a protein of 297 amino acids. Lineage: Eukaryota; Fungi; Basidiomycota; Tremellomycetes; Trichosporonales; Trichosporonaceae. The transcript has 4 exons.